Acipenser ruthenus (sterlet) is the source of this 3280-nucleotide messenger RNA. Its product is annotated as chromobox protein homolog 7-like. Lineage: Eukaryota; Metazoa; Chordata; Actinopteri; Acipenseriformes; Acipenseridae. The record is from RefSeq and is a predicted model, not a curated record. Gene Ontology annotation, cellular component: PRC1 complex. The transcript has 6 exons. Gene Ontology annotation, biological process: negative regulation of transcription by RNA polymerase II. Bases 266 to 976 code for a protein of 236 amino acids.
GACAGCGCACAGAACAUUCUGUAAAAUGUCCCUGUCGGUCGUGUCCGCGUUUGAGACGGGUACGCGCCAGGCAGUGCAGAUGUGUCGCAGAUUUGAAAAGUCACUCCAGAAAGAAAAAGGCACCGUGACGCGAGAUAUUGUUAUUGUGUAACUCUGGGAAUAACAACGUGACAAAAUAAAAUACAAGACAACACGAGAGGUGUAACAAGAGAGGCUGUCAAUUUGCAUCGAAACUGCCGCGGAGGAGCUGUAGAAAUUGCAUUGGAUGGAGCUUUCUGCCAUAGGAGAGCAAGUUUUUGCUGUUGAAUCGAUUACCAAAAAGCGAAUAAGGAAGGGUCAUGUUGAAUAUCUUCUGAAGUGGAAAGGGUGGCCGCCCAAGUACAGUACCUGGGAGCCCGAGGAACACAUACUGGACCCUCGCCUUGUUCUCGCUUAUGAGGAGAAGGAACAGAGAGAGAGAGUGAUGGGGCAUCGCAAGAGGGGCACCAAACCCAAAGGACUCCUUCUGCAGAGACUUUAUGGGAUGGAUCUGCGCAGUGCACACAAGCUUCCAGAACAGCCAGUCCCCAGAAUCCGCCUGUCACUCACACGCUCCCUGGGAGAGGAGGGCCAGGGAGAGAGGCCUCCCCAGGAAGAGGAGGGAGACACGAGCCCCAGUGUGUUCAAGAAGCUGGACACCAGGGAGUACAAGAGCAAAGUGUCUGCUUUCGUCCGACUGGCCCCACUACACCCCCCGGUGGACUACCGGCACGCCCCGACUGGGGAGGGACUGGGAGAGGACUGGGAGAUGACUGGGAGUAGCGUGCCGGCUCAGAGAACGCAGAUCCUCAAUGAUGGAGCGGGGCCUGGGAGUGGGUGGAGUCCUGCGAUGUCACCGGGUGAGGUCACAGUCACUGAUGUCACCAUUAACUCUCUCACAGUCACCUUCAAGGAGGCUUUGGCAGCUAAAGGAUUUUUCCGUGCUUUGAGCACGUAGUUCUAAAUCGAAAUCCAGACCUUAUCGUUUGUAACCAUAGAAACGAUCCUCAAAAAAAAUUAUAUAUAUAACCUUUUCAGUUACAGGAUGGAUAUUUACUGGCUACAUUCAUUCAACGUUGUUACGUACUACAUUGCAGCAUGUCUCAUACAAGAACUGUAUAGAUGGUAAUACCUUGGGUUUAGGUAAUGUACAGCUGUGGCCAAAAGUUUUGCUUCACCCUGUAGAGUUAACUAAUUUUGCUUCUUAAAGUCGAAUGAAACCAGCUGAAUAAUAAUACGCUGACAAGUUGAAUUACAUACCGCUUUGUAGUUUUCCACAUCCUUUAAACUGACAAAAAUGUGACAUUUUGAAAUCUAAUUGAAAUACUGUACUACUACUUCCGAUAGGCUUUUUAUAGCAAUAUCAUUUUGAGGUUGCUUUGAUUACAUGAUGUUAAAUAAAAGAUCUAAAUUAUGUUCAUAUAUACUUUUUUAAAAAGUACCGUAUUACUUCAAUUUGGCGCCGCGGCAUUUAUUUUAAAUUGAUCAAAAUGACUGCGGCCCUUAGACGAGGGUAGCGAUUAUACAAAGGCAGCCUUUAUUAAUAAUACUAUUCUUUACAAAACGCUGCAAUAUUUUAUUAAAUGAUUUAAGGCAUUUUAGAAACUGCGCCGUGAGAGGCUCCGAUCUGCAGCACUAUACUCUUGUUUGUUUUUGGGGCUUGAAUACAGUACAUUUACUGACAGUUAAUGAGAGGUGGGAGUUGGGGGGUCAGGGGAGUACUGUACCAGCGAAUCAGGAGUGUGUAUUGGUUUGUAUGGGGCGGGACAAGAAGAGGUGAGAGAACGGUAGUUGAGUUGUUUUUCUUAACGAAAAAUAUUACCUCUGAAUAUCGGUCUGAUUUCUGUUAAAACUAAAAUAUAUCCUACUCGGUUAUUUUUUUUUUUUCUCACUGUAAUUUACCUGGUUGUUUGUAAUUUCUCUGUUAGAGAAACCGAAACUAGAUCUUCUCAUAGAUAGUAAGCAAGUUUUUUUUUUUUUUUUUUUAUUUCAUUGUACAGGACUGAGUAAAAUUCCAAUUGAAUAAAAAACAAAACAACUAACCCCCCUACAGGAAGAUAUCUUCAGUCAGCUUUCAGAUAGUGGUCAGAGUGACCGGCAAAGCUCUUAAGUUCCUCUGAGUUUAAGUUUUCACCAUCCAAGCUGACAAUGAGGUAAACAGACAGCCCUUGUUUUAUCCCCUCCUGUGUUGGCACUGAACUCUGCUGGAAAUAAAGGACUGCUGUGCUGUAAGUAGUUCAUCUUGGGCUGUCUGUCGGGACUGUACUAUACAAUAACAUUUUGCUUACAUUAGUUUGUAUUACAUGCUGGAUUGAGGUUGCAGUCUCUUCGGGGGUGUCAUGUACAUCGGCAGAGUUGCGUGUUUCUUUAUUUUUUGAGCAGGGGUAAAAAAAAAAUUACCUUUACGUUUCUUUAUUGAGAGCAGGGUUUAUUAAAAAGCUGAUAUCUGACUGAGGUGUUAAUUCGAGGGCGAUGUUAAUUUGAAGUAAUAUGGUAUAUCUCAAGCCUACAUUUCUAGCUGAUGCAAAACUUUUGGCCAGUGCUGCAGAAAAGCGAAUGAGUUGAAAAAAGUCUUCUGCUGUCAAUGUCGUCUGACCCAAAAAUGAGCCAAACUUAAGUAUUACAAAUGUGGUCCUGUUUUCAUGUUCUUCCACCUUUAAACCCUACUAUAUACAAGUCCCUAAGCCGUCUUUGUUGUUUAUUUCUGGUUUGGGAACUUUUUUGGUUGUGUGUUUUCCUUACUGUAAAAAAAAUAGCUUUGAAAUUCUAGCCCUUUUUUUCUGUAAGGAAGAAAACCCCAAUUAUAAUUCUAAGACUUAUAGGAAACAACUUCAGGCUGUGUAGAAUGUUCUGAUUGAAAUGUCUUUGUAGUUUAUUACUGCUCUGCUGAUAAAGGCACGAGCAGAAACGUUUGUCUACUUACGUUGUACCUUUUAUCUGGUUUGAUUCUUCAUUGGGAGCUGCACUCAUAGAAAUUUAAGAGGACAUAACUCCAACAAUCUGGUGUAUUGUGUGUCAAAAACAUUUCAACAUGUCAAAAAAACUUGUACAUUUUUGAGUAUAUUUAUAUAUAUAUAUAUAUAUAUAUAUAUAUAUAUAUAUAUAUAUAUAUAUAAUGUUGCAGAGUAGUGGGAGGAAAGGAAAUGGGAAAUGUAGUCAUGGGUUUAAAGAAGGCAUCAAUAACUACAUCCCCCAGAAUGCCUCAGGGCUAAUUGAUCCAAUAACGAGGAGCGCCUGGUCUCAGUAUAGAGGUGCAUAUAGC